Messenger RNA from Zingiber officinale, 1635 nucleotides. Its product is annotated as probable xyloglucan endotransglucosylase/hydrolase protein 30. Gene Ontology annotation, molecular function: hydrolase activity, hydrolyzing O-glycosyl compounds; xyloglucan:xyloglucosyl transferase activity. NCBI's taxonomy places the organism in Eukaryota, Viridiplantae, Streptophyta, Magnoliopsida, Zingiberales, Zingiberaceae. The record is from RefSeq and is a predicted model, not a curated record. Gene Ontology annotation, cellular component: apoplast; cell wall. Bases 441 to 1463 code for a protein of 340 amino acids. Gene Ontology annotation, biological process: cell wall biogenesis; xyloglucan metabolic process. The transcript is spliced from 5 exons.
GCCAGAGGCCUUGUCCUCCUCGUAUUCUAUUACGCUAGCUGAUCAUCAGCUUUACUUUUUUAAUCGAAACGGCACUCGGAUCAAAUACAUGAAUCGAAUUAACGUUGAGCCGUCAAAAAGGUGACCCGAUGGAGUAGGUCGAGGUCACUUUCCCUGCACGUAAAGACUGUGAGCUCCUCUGAAUUUAAUUCAAAGGAGUGGUUCAACCAGCCUAGCUAGCUGAUUUAAUCAAAUCAUCUGGCUCAGACCCGUGGGAAUAUAAGAGUCAGCAGUUGGUUGAUUGGAGGUCAAUCAAACAGCUAGAUGCUUCGGGUUGGGACGGAAGGAUUAGUUGGAGUAGUAGUAUAGCUUUUUGUGAAUUGAAGCCAACAACAGUUGGCAAACAAGGAAGCGUGAUUGAGGAUCGAGAGGGAAGGCGUGUCGUCAGGAGUGGGCGAUCGAUGGCGGCCGCGAAGAUUAUAGCCGGUUUCCUCUUCCUUUUCUCUGCGGCGGCGGUGGCGGCGCCGCCUUUCAACGUGCCCACGGUCAGCUUCAGCGAAGGCUUCUCGCAUCUAUUCGGCAACGACAACCUCAUACGCGGCGCCGACGGCCGGAGCGUGUACCUCACCCUCACCCGCUACUCCGGAUCGGGAUUCAUCUCCACGGACCUCUACGAUCACGGAUUCUUCAGCGCGUCCAUUAAGCUGCCGAAAGAUUACACCGCCGGCGUCGUCGUCGCCUUCUAUACUUCGAACGCAGACAUGUUUCCGAACACGCAUGAUGAGGUGGACUUCGAGUUCCUGGGCAACGUGAAGGGCCAGGACUGGCGGAUCCAAACCAACAUCUAUGGCAACGGCAGCACCACCCGCGGUCGGGAAGAGCGUUACCUCGUCCCCUUCGACCCCACCGAGGCGGCCCACUGCUACUCCAUCUUGUGGACCCCAGACUACAUCAUAUUCUACAUCGACGACGUGCCGAUCAGGGAGGUGGUGCGGACGGAGGCGAUGGGCGGCGACUUCCCGUCGAAGCCCAUGUCAGUGUACGCCACCAUCUGGGACGGCAGCUCGUGGGCCACAGCCUACGGCCGGAUCAAGAUCAACUACAAGUACGAGCCGUACGUGUCGGAGUUCACCGACCUGGUCCUCCGUGGCUGCCGCGUCGACCCCAUCCAGCCGGCCGUGGAGGCGGCGGACCGCUGCGCCGAGUCAGUGGAGGAGCUCAUGUCCGCCGACUUCGCUCUCCUCACGCCGCGGAAGCGAGCCGCCAUGCGCCGCUUCCGCGAGCGCUACAUGAUCUACAGCUUCUGCUACGACCAGCAUCGGUACGGCAACGUCACCUUCCCGGACUGCGACUACGUCUCGCCGGAGCACACCCGGUUCGGCGAGUGGGGCGAUAACAAGGUCCCGCCGAAGGAGAUCCGCAGCAGGUCGGUCUCCAGGAGGCGCAGCCGGAGACCCAGUUCCGUCAUCCCCACCGGUGACUAGAUGCUACAUUAAUUAUAAUUUGGAGAUUGAUUUAUCAUUUAAUUACGUUCGAACUGAAUUUAUUUUGUAAGACAGAAUUUGUUGAACGUUUGGGGAUGUAAAUAUGUAAUUAAGUGAUUUCCAUGUAUUUUAAAUUAUAAUAUGCCAACAUAUUAAAUUUUUUAUAUAUUUA